CGCAAACACACUACAUGAAGGCGAGUGAAGAUGGCGGAUGUGUUGAGCGUUCUUCGUCAGUAUAACAUCCAGAAAAAGGAAAUAGUCGCUAAAGGGGAUGAGGUGAUAUUUGGAGAGUUCUCCUGGCCGAAAAAUGUCAAGACCAACUACAUAAUCUGGGGUACUGGUAAAGAGGGCCAACCCAAAGAGUACUAUACUUUGGACUCCAUUUUAUUCUUGCUGAACAAUGUACAUCUGCCGCAUCCAUCGUAUGUCCGAAGAGCUGCAACAGAGAACAUCCCUGUUGUCAGACGACCGGAUCGAAAGGGAUUGCUGUCCUACCUCAAUGGAGAGAGUUCAACAUCGACGAGCAUUGACAGAAGUGCUCCUAUAGAAAUAGGUCUUCAAAGGCCAACACAAGUGAAAAGAGCAGCUGAUGAAGUAUCUUCUGAAGCCAAAAAGCCAAGGAUUGAAGAUGCAGAACGAGUGCGUCUGGAUAAGGAGCGUCUGGCUGCCCGUCUGGAAGGCCACAAAGAAGGCAUCGUGCAGACGGAUCAGAUCAGAUCACUGUCUGAGGCCAUGUCGGUGGAGAAAAUCGCAGCCAUCAAAGCCAAGAUUAUGGCCAAGAAACGUUCGACCAUCAAAACGGAUCUAGACGAUGACAUCACGCUGAAGCAGAGAAGCUUCGUGGAUGCAGAGGUGGAUGUCACCAGAGAUAUCGUCAGCAGGGAGAGAGUUUGGAGGACCAGGACGACGAUCCUCCAGAGCACUGGAAAGAACUUCUCGAAGAACAUCUUUGCCAUUCUUCAGUCGGUGAAAGCCAGAGAAGAAGGUCGAGCGCCAGAGCAGAGACCAGCACAGAACGCCACCCAAGUGGACCCGUCUUUAAGGAACAAGCAGCCUGUCCCAGCAGCCUACAACAGAUACGAUCAGGAGCGCUUCAAAGGAAAAGAAGAAACGGAGGGUUUCAAAAUCGAUACCAUGGGCACUUACCACGGCAUGACGCUGAAGUCAGUGACGGAAGGAGCAUCUGCUCGGAAAGCCCAGACCCCGGCGCUGCAGCCGGUUCCCCGUCCAGUUUCACAAGCCAGACCUCCACCAAACCAGAAGAAAGGAUCCCGAACCCCCAUCAUCAUCAUCCCUGCUGCCACCACUUCCCUCAUCACAAUGCUCAAUGCUAAGGAUCUUCUGCAGGAUCUGAAGUUUGUUACACCCGAUGAUAAGAAGAAACAGGGCAUCCAGCGGGACAACGAGGUUCUGCUCCAGAGGCGCAAAGACCAGAUCCAGCCCGGCGGCACGACGCUGAGCGUCACGGUUCCCUAUCGAGUCAUCGAUCAGCCGCUCAAACUGGCUCCACAGGACUGCAACAAGCGCCCGAUUAGAAAUGUUAACCUCACUCAUGGCGCCCCUCUAUCCCCUCCAGUUCGAGCUUUCCAUUUGAAAUACGACGAGGCAAAGACCGACCCCAAUGUGCAGAAAUGGGAUGUGACCGUUUUGGAGCUGAGUCGCCACAAGCGCCAUCUGGACCGACCCGUCUUCUUGCGCUUUUGGGAAACCCUCGACAGAUACAUGGUGAAACACAAAUCUCACCUCCGGUUCUGAGCUCAGAUCGCAGUUUCUGUCUGGAACUCCCUAAAACUGAUUCCGCAGCCUUCCAACUCUGUUCAGUCCGGACGUGUUUUCCAAGAAGCUGAAGCCAUCCUCCAUCAUGUAUCCUAUUUUACCCGGAGGAAGAGGAGGUUAUAAUAACAGCCACUGGACUUCCUGAAAACUCCCCCAGCAUUACACUCGGGGAUUUUUCCUUUAAAAACCUGGUAAAGGUUUUCCUGUUUCAGUCCCAGUCAGGUUUCCUGGUAGUUUGAAAAAACAAAAUGUUUUUUAUUUUUAAAAAAAAAAAUGU
This is a messenger RNA of Cyprinodon variegatus (sheepshead minnow), 1879 nucleotides long. It is a transcript of the gene cdc73, whose product is annotated as cell division cycle 73. The record is from RefSeq and is a predicted model, not a curated record. The transcript is spliced from 17 exons. Gene Ontology annotation, biological process: transcription elongation by RNA polymerase II; positive regulation of transcription elongation by RNA polymerase II. Gene Ontology annotation, molecular function: RNA polymerase II complex binding. The coding region runs from base 31 to 1581 and encodes 516 amino acids. Gene Ontology annotation, cellular component: Cdc73/Paf1 complex. NCBI's taxonomy places the organism in Eukaryota, Metazoa, Chordata, Actinopteri, Cyprinodontiformes, Cyprinodontidae.